Messenger RNA from Macrobrachium nipponense, 7172 nucleotides. RefSeq names its product DNA ligase 1-like. Gene Ontology annotation, molecular function: DNA binding, bending; transcription cis-regulatory region binding. The record is from RefSeq and is a predicted model, not a curated record. Bases 384 to 1685 code for a protein of 433 amino acids. Gene Ontology annotation, biological process: regulation of transcription by RNA polymerase II. The transcript is spliced from 6 exons. NCBI's taxonomy places the organism in Eukaryota, Metazoa, Arthropoda, Malacostraca, Decapoda, Palaemonidae.
AGUUUUCGUUCGUUCGAGGAGGAACAUUAAAGUAGACACUUAUUCACGCGGUCAUAAUAAACUUAAUAAGAACCAUAGUUCAAAUAUAUCAAUUUUUUUUUAUAGAUUUCGGUUAAAUACUUUAUAACGAACUUAAGCUACUAGCCCUUUAAUAAACGCAACUAAGUUAAUCCAAGUCGAAGCAUUUGAACGCAUUCGGACUUGAUAUUUACAAGUUGAACUGUCCCCGAAACGGAAUCCAGGAAGACGAAUGGGCAUAUUGCCAAGUUUAAUAAUAGUGUGACAAAGUUUCGUUUGCUGUAGUGUGUAUCAAUUCGUGGUUGUCAGUUCUGUUCCACUUUUGCACUGUAGCCAAUUGAAUCGAACUUUUCACAGAUAGUAACAUGAAACGUGCAUUAGGUCCAUUUACCUUGACAUAUGAACAUACAUGGAUGACCUGGUUGUUGAGAAGCUGGGCAAGGCUGUCAAUGGGAACAGAUUGCAAGAUUGCAAGAUACUGUGGGGAGAAUGGGACGAGUGGUGCCCCAUCACAGACGGACCUGCUCAAGCUGCUGGCAAGCGGCAGUGCUGGGGGACUUGGGGGGGCUCUUGGGGGUCUUGGGGGAGGCUUGGGGGGACUAGCAGCUGCUGCUCAGGCAAGACAGAAUGGCAGCAUGAUGAGGUCAUACGAAGCGUUAUUACAAGGCCCAUCUGCAGGACGGAUGGCACCCCAAGCGGUAACUCUUCCAGGUCCCACAAGAAGACGGAAGAAGAAGAGGCGUAGGCAACCAGACAUGCCUAAAAAGGCUUGCACACCUUUCAUGCAUUUCUGUGCUUAUUUCAAGCGUAAACUCAUGGAGGAAGGCAAGGAGUUUCCCCAGUUUGCAGACUUUGGUAAACGAGCAGGGGAACUCUGGAGAAACAUGGGUGAUGUAGAAAAGCAGAAAUUUGUUGAGCUUUCUGAACAAGACCGCCAAAGAUAUAUUAAAGAUAUGAAGGAGUACGAAGAAAGAAAGUUGGCAGAAAAGGAACGGGAACGUGAGCUUCAGCAACAGAGAGAAAAGGAGUUACAAGUCCUGAGAGAAAAAGAAUUGGAGAAGUUACAAAAACAACAACGAGAACAGUUAGAGCAGCAGCAGAAGCAGCUGGAACAUCAUCAAAAACAACAACAGCAAAAUCCAAAUGCAGGUAUAAUGAAUAUGUUGAAUCCUUUAAGCCCUUUGAAUCCACUAAUGAUAGCUGCAAUGAACCAGACUCUAAUGCAAACCAUGUUAACGAACCCUGACCUCAUGAAAACUGUUUAUUCUGAAGCGGCUAGAAAUUACUACGUAGAAACACUGAAGAAUAUUUAUCAGAAUAUGGGUUCAACACAACACAAUGGUAACAGUGUCCCGGUCAGUACCAGUGGAGCUCAUGGAGGAGUAUUAUCUGACCAUCAGAGUCCAUUGUCGUCGAGUCCUCUUGCUGCAAUGGGUAUGAAUUUGAACUUACUGUCCUUGUUAAACUCUGGUCAGUUAUCGGCUGUGCCCACUUCCACCACUUCAACUGUGAGUUCCCCCCAAGCCAAGACCCCUUCGUCCCUUAAGGUAGCCCCCUCACCUCUCCUAGGCAGCUCCAACAGCCUAGCCGCAGCUGCUCUGGACCUCUCUGCAGCAAGGCCAAGUGAGGGCAAGGGUGCCUAUAGUAGCGAUGAAGAAAACUACUAGAUACAUAAAAAACAAGGCUGUGUAGUAGAUUUCACAAAGAGGUAACCAAGGAAACCGAAUGUGAAAUUUGAGACACAACAAACCCAAAGUAGCUAAAGUUCCUAUCUCCAGUCAUUACUUCCCAAAUACCAUUCAAGCUGCACUUUAUAAAACACAAGUAAACACAACCAAGAGACCUAUACUUUGCCUAUAUGAGUGUAGUUUGUAAUGUGCAAAUCUUAGAGUGAGUUAGCUUCUGUAGAACGUCUGUGUUGUUCAGUAUACUAAAAAAAAAAGAUAAAAGUACAAUUGCCUUUGAAAGCCACGUAAAGUAUUAUGCAUGCAAUUGAAUUUUCAUAUUGAAAGAAACUCCCAAGUGUGAGUAAAUUAGGUGGGAUUGAAUAUUAUUGUGAAUUGGCCUGGCUGUGAUGAAAUGAUGCUUGUGGAGAAUCUGUUUAUUCUUCCAGCAAGUUUGUAGGAGGAGGAGGACAAUUCUACGCUGCACACACAUACGUACUGAGAUUAGCUUUAGAAACAUAGUAACUUUAUUGAACCUUGUGAGUGAUUUUCUUCACUGGAGAGUGCAGUGGUUGUUAUUCUUUGACAGUGUAGAAAAGAAGAGCAGUUAUUUUGUUUCAACCAUGGAUAACACAGAUGUUGCUUCAAAUCUCAGCUUACAAGAAUUUGUUAGUAACAACGGAGAUUUUACCAUCUAUUACCAGCUUUUGAACCUAACUGGAAGUGUUUACAUCUGGGUAGGGACUGAGCAAGGCAAUUUAGCUGGUCUUGUAGCAGCCCUGGGUUCUCGGGUUGGACCACUUGCAGCAUCAACACUUCUAGGACCACUUGGUGCACAGAGUCAUGAAGUAUCUCAGCUUGCACAGAGACUUCAGAGACGAUGCAACCUGCAGAUAUUGUUGAGUGUUAAUUUGCCAACUGAUGAUCUUAUACCUCACGUAGAACAACGUCUACUCGAGGAACUCUGUGUUGCAUGAAGGCCAAGGCUCCACAAUGAUAUGCCAGUAGAUUUUCUUUCAUUUUGUAUCCAGUCACAUGAUUGUUACUAUUAAUAAUAGUUGUGCCCAUCUACUGAAGAGUUCAUUCUUAGAAUAAAAAUAUAUUGAAAUUGCGACAUUGGAAUUAUCAUCUUAACACUCAUUAGAUGAAGCACUUAAAUUUAUAUUUAUAUUAUAUAAAUGGUAUUAAUAUACAGUAUGAUAGAGAAAUUUUUAUUACAUAUUUUAUAGUGUCUUCCUUCUACUGAAAUGGCUGUGAGUCUUGGCCUUUAUGCCUGUGGUUAACAUGAAAUAUUCUUGUAGGUUUGUGGUUAAUUAUUGAAACCUGGACAAGUAAGGGUAAUAGCAGCCGUGAAAGCAAAGCCUUCAAAAUAUAUAUUUGAAGAUACUUUUCAUAUUCAGAGCUUUCUUUAAAUAUCAAUUUGAACAUUAAUAUUUACUUUACAAGCUUAAAACUGUGUUUUGUUUUUCACUGUCUUUUUUUUCAUCUUGCAGUGCAUUGUAUGUAUACAAAAAAGUUCUAAAAUGGUUGCUGUAGGGUUACACUGAAAGGCAGUGCUCUCUAAGUUGAUAGAGUACCAGGAAAAAUACCAUCUUAUGAAAUCUGUAAUUGGAAGUUGUUUGUGAAAACUUAGAUAUUUUGUAAACAUUGGCCUGGUUAAAUGCUUCAGUAUCACAAGCCCUACACUGAAUUGUGAAGAAUAACAGUUGUCAAGAAGUAAAAAGUUUUAUUUGUAUCUUUUUCAAUUAAACUUUAGCCCUGAAUAUGAAACGUUUUUCAGGUACGUAUUGACACUUGAAUGAUUAUAGCUUCCUAUUAUCGAGGUUGUUUGUUUUCCUUACAAGCUAUGUUGUUUUUAGCCAGAUUUUCAUUGCCAGUGAAUAGAUGAAAUUUCUGCAUUCACUAGUUUAAAAAGAAGCAGUUCAGUGCACUAAACCAGAGAGAGAGAAACUGCUCACUUUGCAAUCGGAUUGACCUUGUAUGCACUGGCUAGCCUACUUUUAAUAUACCAUUCAAUAAGAUAUAUUGACAUGUGUUCAGCAGUAUUUUUGCCAUGAAACAGCUCUCUCUCUCUUUUUCUUGAUUGAGGAUGUUUCACUGCAUUGCCUUCACUGCAUGUAGCUUUCUAAGGUGUUCUUCUUAGAUGAAGAAACUUGAUGAUUGCACAACUGUUAAAAUAUAAAUGAAGAAGUCCACAAAGUUUUUGGUGGUGCAUACAAGUGAUAAAUGAAGGUAUGAUAUUCCAGUGUACUAUAUCAGGGUAGAUAUUAAGUUCCUCUUUAUUUUUACAAGUGCUUUUUUUUGUAAUCCUUUAUAGAGGUAUUUCCUUUUUUUAUUUUUAGAAGUUUGUAUAUUUGUCCUAUGCAAUAGGUGGAAUUUAACCAGCAGUCUUUUUGCUUCCCAAUUUUGUAGUUACUACCUCACAGGUGAUAGAUUAAUUAAAAGACAUUCCCUGUAGCCCGUGACUCAUUAGGCAGCUCAGGAAACACAGGGGAAGCUGCUGGAGGAGCAAUGCCAUAUUGUAUUUCCAAGUAUGAUUCUCUUAACAGUUGUUCUUCAGUGUGAUGCAACCAAGAGGUCUUCGUUAUUGUUUCCUUGAGAAUGUGUGAGUGACAAUCGUGGUUUCUUAAGUGAUUUUUGUACUUUAGGUUGACUCUACUUUAUGCGACUCCAUUCAUUUAUAGUAAGAAGAAAUAACUAUAUCGACAUAUGAUUGAUAUCAAAUUUAAACAUUAAAAGUGUCAGUGCAUGCUUAGACACUGUUGUACUUAUAAUGAAGGAUUUUAUUUAUUCUAUAUAUAUAUAAUAUAUGUAUGCAGUAUUAUUUCAUUGUCUUACUUAGGAAGGUAAUGUGUUCUGUCAUAAAACAAUAAUGGAACUUUUGGAUGGAAUUUUUGAAAAGGGCUUUGCUUGGCCAGCAGCUUCUGCCAUCCAUCAUAACUCUCAUUAUCAGAUCUCCUCUGCCAUAUGUAAAGCCCCCCCCCCAUGCCACCUCGCAGCUUUUAGACAGUCGGUGCUGGUUUGGUUGUCUGGAGAUUACUGCAUGAUAUUCAAUAAUAUUAGUGUUCAAAACUUGCAAGAAUAAAUUUUGCAUCUUGAAAAAGUAAAUAAUUUUACAUGACAGGGUUGUUGCUGUUUCAUUUAUUGCAAUGUCAUGCUGUGUCUACAAUUUGUGCCAUGUUAAGGUUUGUUAAAAGACCUUGAGGUGUGAUAUUUGGAAAUUUGAUGUGCCUGGGGACCAAUCAUUAGGGAAAGAAUGUAUAAUGUAAUUUCAAGAAUUUUCUAUUAAGUACUUUUAUUCAAGAUCUCUUUAAGACCAAUUUUUAAAUUUGUAAUUCAUUAAGAUGGAUCUUGCACUGGUUUGUUUUUAUAAUUAAUUCCAUGAUUGGCCUCCAAUCCCAGCACUGCCUGUCUACAUGGGAUGUCUUGGUGCUCCUUUCAAAAGUAAUGUAAUGUUUUGUAUUUUAUUUUAUUUAUAUUUGGCAAACAGGUGCACUCAAGAUAUCUGUCCCCAAGCUUAACAGUGUAGUCCUGAUAAUGCCUCAGGGUAGAGGGUUCGCUCCCCGGUUUUGUGGGUCCUAUGUUGAGGCCUCCUUUGACUCACGCACAAGUGAUAGUUAGUCUAGUUUAUUUGGGUACUAAAUAUUUAUACUAACAUUUUUUUAUAGAAACAUUUUAUAUCAAGCAGUAGUAGUUGUAUCCAGUGUACAGUACUUUGCUUGGAAAUGGCUACACCCACCCACAUCAUGAAGAUGUAGUAGAGGUUGUAGCAGUUACUAAGACAAUCAAUAUUUUUUUCCCUUAGGUUUUAUCAGUUUAAAAGAAUUUGUGGUCAAAGUGUGAUAGGGAACUGUUAAAUCAUAUAAUUUCUAGUGAAUGUGCGAGAUGCUCUAGGAAGGCCUAGGUAGCCAAGAGCUGCCGAGAAGUCGUGAUAGUGUUGAUAUGCUAGUCUGACGGCGGGGAGCGUAGCCUCCGUCCCAAACCCACCCUUCUACCUCCUGACCCGUGUUAAUGCCCCAUCAGUCACUCCUGCCUGCAGAUACACUGCUCAAAAUCCUAAACAGUCUCUUGUAUGCUGGUAUUGAAGAUUUGUUCUUUGUGAUGGGAGCAGGUGUACAUUGCAGUGCUGUGAGCACUCUGAAUCUGCAUGCAGUCCAGUGAGAAUACUUGUUCUGCUGUGUAUGUAGAAGAUGAGACCAAACCAUUCCUACCAGAGCCCAGUCCCAGCAAGGACUGGUGCAGCCAUGUCGCAACCCAAGUUCCUCGCCUAAACAGGUUCCUCUCCCCCUCUAGCACAUCCCCACCCCUUGAGCUCCAUCUGUAUAUUAUAUUAUUUUUAUUUUGCAGACCCUCUCCUCAGCCUUUUGUAUGAUAAGCAGGUGAUGCCAGAUUACAGUCAGUGAUUAGACAACUGCUGUGGAAUUACUUGUAACUCUUUCUGUCUCCUGCCCUCCAUCUUUCACAACUUGAAAUUUAUGCAUAUAUAUUCAGUUUUUGCUUUUAUUUCUUGUAAUUUAUAAGAACAGUAAUUCCACAGUUAUCCUUUGUCUAAAUUGUCUUAUGAUCAUUUAGACAGUUGUCUGUGUGAAUGCAUGAAUGGUAUACACAUUAUUUUCAUAAUGGCUUACACUAAAUUCUGUUAAGGUUAUACAUAGCCAAGUAUUAUACAUUCCUUUACUUAUAGACAAAAAGUAAAGUGCAAAAAUUAUUUAGUCUUUGAGACUCUUAAAAGAGAUUAAACUCUUUGCUAUGCACAAGUUAACCUUGCACAUUGGAGCAUUUGGCACAAACUGUCGAGGUUGGAGAGUUGUCUCCUGUGAUAGGCAUUUGUUUUUUCAACUAAUGUACUCGCAUGUGCGUGCCAUGGAAACACUCACUUGGUGAGGCAAAGCCUUGGCUGUGGUUGUGAGUUGCAGGCUGGGACCUGAAGUGUCAUGUUCUUCAAGUUGGUUAAUGACUACAUUAAUAUGAAUGAUACAGAAAACUCGUGUGAAUAAAAAGUAGUAUUCUCAACCAACUAGGACACAAGGUCCCAAGCUUCUCACACCAGAAGGGCCCCCAGCACAUGUGCCCAAGGGCCCACCCAUUAUGCAAAUGUAUUUUAAAUUAAGCAAAGCAAUAUUAUGAUUUUUUUAUUGCUGUUAUUGGGGAAAAUGGUUAUCUUGUGAAUUUUGACCUAAAAAAAAUAGUAAUCAUUUUGUACAUGGUAACAGAUGACUUUAGAUGCUGAAAUUAUUCACUAGGAAAUUCUGUGCUAUUUUUAGAGAGUCUCUAGUUUGUGUACUUUGUUAUAUAUCUGGAUGAUGUAGUCUUGUAUGAGAUAUAUGAAACGGUAGGGAUUAACUUCAAAGUGUCGUGAUUAUAUUUAGUAUAGGAGGAACAUGGUAGGGAAUAGACAGUACAGUAUAGUCAGUGCUGAACUGAUAUAUAUGCAACGUGUAGUUUGAAAUACUCAAAAAAAAAUUAAAAUAAAAGAUGAGAUCAGAAUAA